AUGAGGGUGAUGCUGGCUGAGGGCUGGCCCCCUUGGGGAGUUCGGGGCAUUGGAGAACUGUCCUUGGCAAUACCACCACACCCGGGCUUGAGCAGGAACCUGUUGUUUCAGGAGCCAGUGACCUUUGAGGACGUGGCCGUGUACUUCACCCAGAAUGAAUGGGUUAUCCUGGACCCUUCACAGAGGGCUCUGUACCGGGAGGUGAUGCUGGAGAAUUAUGCAAAUGUGGCUUCCCUGGCUUUUCUAUUCACCAGACCUGUUCUGGUCUCCCAGCUAGAGCGAGGGGAACUACCAUGGGGCCUGGAACCCUGGGAGCCUGCAGGCAGGGAAGCCCUCAGAGGCAUCUGUCCAGGGGGUGAGACCAGAGCUGAGAAGGAAGAAUCAACUCCAAAGGAACACAUUUCUAAAGAAACGGAGUCCCACAGACUGACAUUAGGAGGGCUGCCAGGGAAUGUUCCCCAGCGCCUGGACUUUGGGAGCAGCCCAGAGCAGCAGCAUGGUCACUGGGUAGCUAAGAAGGCCAAGUCGAACAGGAGAGAUUUCACAGAUGGGCCAGCCAGCCAUCACGAGGCCUGCACUGUCGGGAGUGGGGAGCAGUGUGAGAAAUCUGGGGAAAACGUUAGUGUCAGCACGCAACUCAGUACGGAUCAGACAGUUCCUAGUGGUCAGCUAUCAUACGAAUGUAGAAAAUGUGGCAGAUACUUUAGUCGAGUGGCGGAUUUUCAGGGAUGUCACACUGGUGAAAGGUCUUUCAAAUGCAAAGAAUGUGGAAAAGCCUUCAGAUACAACUCAUUACUUAUUCGGCAUCAGGUAAUUCAUACUGGAAAGAAACCAUUUAAAUGUAAAGAAUGUGGGAAAGGUUUAAGUUCAGACACGGCCUUGAUUCAGCAUCAGAGAAUCCACACUGGAGAGAAACCCUUUGAAUGUAAGGAGUGUGGCAAGGCCUUCAUUAGCAGUUCUGUUUUCCUCCAGCACCAGAGGUUCCACACUGGGGAGAAACUCUAUGAAUGUAACGAAUGUUGGAAGACUUUCAGUUGUAGCUCAAGCUUUAUCGUCCAUCAGCGACGCAUUCACACCGGGGAGAAACCUUUUGAAUGUAAGGAGUGUGGGAAGGCCUUCAGUCAGAAAAUCACCCUGGUCCAGCACGAGCGAGUUCACACUGGUGAGAAACCGUACGAGUGUGAGGUGUGUGGGAAAACCUUCAGCUGGUGUGGGCGAUUCACUCUGCAUCGGAAACUACACACACAGAAGAUACCUGUGCAAGACAGCGCAGAGGCUGCAGCGGCGGCAGCGGGAGAGGCACCAGCCAAAGAGCAGGCCGGCAGCGGCCCGCCGCAGCCCCGCCUCUUCCGCGCGGCCGGCCGGGUCACGUGGUCCGGGCCGCGGGGACCACAGAGACGGGAUGCCUCCGCGCGGCCUAGAGGGGCGCUGGGCGCUUGCGCUCGCUUCCGCAUCGGCUUGCCUCUACCAGCUUUCCGGUGUUCGGAGAGGGAGAGCGUGGGUUCCAGCGAGGUCUACGUGCAAGGUCCGCCCGGCAUCGGCUUCCUCGUUUUCCCUGGCGGCUCGUCAGCGCCCCCCACCCCUGAACUCGGGCCCAGUGUCGGCUCAUCCCCCCUCCCUGACUCGGAGCUCGGGCGCUUGGGCCUCGCAGAAGCCGCCCGAGGUGGCCGCGCGGCCUUCUAG
This is a messenger RNA of Odobenus rosmarus divergens (Pacific walrus), 1683 nucleotides long. RefSeq names its product zinc finger protein 620 (gene ZNF620). Lineage: Eukaryota; Metazoa; Chordata; Mammalia; Carnivora; Odobenidae. The coding region runs from base 1 to 1683 and encodes 560 amino acids. The record is from RefSeq and is a predicted model, not a curated record. The transcript is spliced from 7 exons. Gene Ontology annotation, molecular function: RNA polymerase II cis-regulatory region sequence-specific DNA binding; DNA-binding transcription factor activity, RNA polymerase II-specific. Gene Ontology annotation, biological process: regulation of transcription by RNA polymerase II.